Trametes versicolor FP-101664 SS1 is the source of this 500-nucleotide messenger RNA. RefSeq lists its product as uncharacterized. The record is from RefSeq and is a predicted model, not a curated record. Bases 1 to 495 code for a protein of 164 amino acids. Lineage: Eukaryota; Fungi; Basidiomycota; Agaricomycetes; Polyporales; Polyporaceae. The transcript has a single exon.
AUGUCCACUAUCUCCACACUCACCCAAGGCUCGGCGUCUGCCCCCCAAUCAGGCGACGCCGUCCCGUCCACGCCCUCAGCGCGCACUCCUCCAUCCCGUUCGCGCACUAUCAACGUCGUCAUCCCCUCCGCGCAGGUGACAGCGCUCGCCACGCCCAUACGCGCCUUGACGUUCAUCCACGGGCACGGGCUCAUCGCCACUUCGUCCGACGAGGUCCUGAAUACGGAGACCUUCACACACGGGCACGGCGACUUUGCAGUCGUCUCUCCGCAUGGCUCCCCUGCUACCCCAACGCAGUCGCGCGCGCCCACGCGCACGAGGCGACGGAGCAGCCUGUUCUCCGCCUCGAACACGGAGGACGAGGAGGCAGGCGUGGGUGCGAGCCCGCAUUCGACAGGCGCCGGGGCUGGCGGUCUGACGAUGGCGCCUAUGGGGGAGAGCGAGGAGCACGAGGCGCCUGGCGGCGAUGAACAAGCUGCGAGCCAGGAGAACUAGAACGC